AUGUUCAACGAGGUGGAUCUUCAUUCACGGGAUAAGGAUCCACCCACAAACAUCGAUGGUGCAGAAGUACUAGAACAUCAAAUUUACAACAGUGCCGAUGUUAUACGAAGAGUGAUGCAAUCAAGACGUAAUAUUCCAUGUCCCAUUGCGAUGGGGAAUCCAGAUCCGGAACUGGUGGAGAGAGUGACGAGGAGGGAAAGGGAGAGGGAAGCACGAAGAAAGGCUAAAGAUAAUGAAAGGUUAUGCCUUCUUCUGGGUAGGGAACUACCCCCAUCCAGGCUGGGAAACCAGCAGUGGUGCUCGUGCGGAUCCUGUAAGUCGUUCACCAGGAUUCGCGAGAACGUUUGCUGUCGAGAAGCACUGGAAGAAGGACAGGGCACGGAAGCGUCGAGAGGGCUACGCGAAAAGUUGAAGGACGGUGGACAAUGCAUUGUCCAGCAUCCUUCAUUUCAUAAAGUGGUGCUGGACCCUGAGACGCUUCGCGUACUGCUGGUCAACCUAAGGGUGGAAAGGAAGAAGGCAAAUGCACCAGUUGAGGACGAAAACAGGCGAGAUUCUUUCAGAAGAGGUCUUCUUCAGGGCGCCAUUUACAAACAACAUGAUGUCGCCUACUUUGAUGACAACAUCACUCUUAACGAUUAA
Cooperia oncophora is the source of this 642-nucleotide messenger RNA. The record is from the annotation of a GenBank genome assembly. Lineage: Eukaryota; Metazoa; Nematoda; Chromadorea; Rhabditida; Trichostrongylidae.